AUGAAGGUCCAUUAUAUUAGUAUAUUAUUGUUUUCCCAUCCAUUAAAUAUAUUGUUAACUUCUUCACAGGUAUAUAAUCAAAAAAAUCCAUACCUCACACCACAUAAAACUAACCCCAAAUCUGUAAAAACAUGUAGAUCAUUAUGCGAAUGUGAAUUGUAUGCACCAUCUAAUUAUGAUAAUGACCCAGAAAUGAAAAAAGUCAAACAACAAUUUGAUGAUCGUACAUCACAACGAUCUCAUGAAUAUCACAAAAGGAUUCAAGAAAACCGCCAAAAAUGUAAAGAACAAUGCGAGAAAGAUAUACAAAAAAUUAUAUUAAAAGACAAAAUCGAAAAAGAAUUAACAGAAAAGUUGGGAGCAUUACAAACAGAAAUACGAAGUGACGCCAUUCCUACGUGUACAUGUCAAAAAUCCGUAGGAUAUAAAGUCGAAAAAACUUGUUUGAAAUGUGGUGGUAUAUUAGGUGUUGGUGUGGCUCCAUCUUUAGGUUUAUUAGGAGAAAUCGGUGGACUUGUUAUAAAUAAUUGGAAAAAUACUCCUUUUUAUGAAGCUUUUGUUGCUUUUGCUCAAAAGGAAGGUAUAGCUGCCGGUAAAAUUGCUAGUGAUGCUGCUCGUAUUGAUACAGUUAUUUCAGGAAUAAUAUCAAAUUUUGAAGUGCACACUAUAAAUGGUUCUACGCUAGCGAAUGCUAUUACCUUAGAAACUCUUAAGGAUGACACUAUUCUUACUAAAGCACUACAUUUUGAAUAUGGAAGUAUGUGUGUAAAUACGCCUACGGAUGACAAAUUAAUUUGCGCUUAUGGGAUGAGAGCUGGCCUAGUUCAAGGGAAAUCUGCUUCACCUGAAGCUGUUAUAAGAUCAAGCGUAAAAACUCUUCUCAAAAAUGCUGACAACGUUGCUUCACAAGCUGCUCAGACAACUGCUAACGAAACUACUUCCGGAAUGAUCAAAGCAGAGUUAAGUAAAAUAGCAUCUGCAGGUGCUAAUACGUACAGUGCAAUUACUUACUCAGUAACUGCGAUAUUGGUUAUAGUUUUAGUUAUGGUAAUUAUUUAUUUAAUAUUACGUUAUCGUAGAAAAAAAAAAAUGAAGAAAAAAUUGCAAUAUAUAAAAUUAUUAAAGGAAUAG
Molecule: messenger RNA, 1131 nt
Organism: Plasmodium falciparum 3D7
Lineage: Eukaryota; Apicomplexa; Aconoidasida; Haemosporida; Plasmodiidae
Product: rifin
Exons: 2
Coding region: 1-1131 (376 amino acids)
Source: RefSeq, a predicted model, not a curated record